UUCUUGUUUGCGAAUAUUUAGAAAUCAUGCAACGGAAAUGAAGAUCUGUUUGAAAACCGUAUCAUUGUUUGCAAGAAAUAUCGGAGGUUUCUGUCGUGAAAACAUAUGGCAAAAGCAUAACUUGACCGCUCCUAAUCCUGUGUUAAGUCGCUUUUUUCGGCAUUUUAUGGCUGGAGCAAGCACUUCACAAAAUAGUACACAGUUAAAUGAGACGCCAUUUACUCCUAAAAAAGCUCUCAUUUUAACUAAAUUUUCUCGUUAUGAAUUUGAGAAAAGAACACAUUCCGACCUAUCAGAGGACGAACUUAUUAAAAAUCUUCAUUUUCAGCUUGAAGACCGUGGAUCUGAUUAUAAUAAUCUCUUGCAACAUCAUCAAAUUCAUAUGAAGAAUAGGGAACUGGUGGUCAAAACAUUACAAGAUCAUGGUAUUGAAACCAAAGUUGUCAAUCGAUUUGAAUACUCAGAUUCCAAUAUUGAUUGGGCAGAUGUGAUAUUUACAACUGGUGGGGAUGGAACUUUUUUAAUGGCAGCUAGCAAAAUAAAAAACAGAGAUAAACCUCUUAUUGGAAUUAAUAGUGAUCCUACUAGAUCUCUGGGGCAUUUAUGUCUUCCAUCCUUUUAUACAGAAAAUUUCCCAGAAGCAGUGAAUAGGUUAAAAGCUGGAAAUUUCAAAUGGAUGCAUCGUCAAAGGAUAAAGAUCUCCUUAAGUGGUGAAAAUGCUUUUGAUCCACCAAUAGAGUUACAUGAUCAGCAGUUACAAUAUCCUGAAUAUCGCUUUCUUGAUUGUGUUGAAGGCCAUCACAAGUCUAAUUCUCCAAAAGUUCCUAAAUUGGAUAAAUGCACUAAGCCUAAAUGUUUGCAUGAAUUGCCUGUAAGAGCUUUAAAUGAAGUGUUUAUUGGAGAAUGUUUAUCCUCUAGGGUAUCAUAUUAUGAACUAUCUAUAAAUUCAGCUCCCAAAGAAAAAUUAAAAAGUUCUGGUCUGACAGUUUGUACUGGAACAGGAUCAACCUCUUGGUCAUUUAACAUUAACAAAGUAACAGAACAAUGUGUGAAACAUCUCUUAAAAAUAACUUCGGAAGAAACAAAAAUUGAAAUACCUGUUUCAAAUAAAACUUUGAUUACGCAGAUCACUAACAAAUUCAACAAUUCUCUUAUAUUUGAUCCUACAAAGUUAUUGAUGGCCUAUACAUUGAGAGAUCCUAUUAUGUUUGGGAUGGGAUUCAAAUGUAAACCUCGAGGCUUUGCAGAAAGAAUUGAAAUAAAAUCUAGAAUGUUUGAUGCCUGCCUGGUCAUUGAUGGUGGUUUGUCAUUUGCCUUUAAUGAUGGUGCUACUGCAGUUUUGGAAAUAUCUGACGAGGAUGCUUUGCUUACGAUCACUCUCCCAGAUUAAUAUGAAUAAACAUAAACAUUCCUAAUAGUUAAGUGUUGGUUCAAUUCCUCUCUCCUUUCAAAGUGCAAUCUGGAAAACAAUUUUAAGAGAGGAAUAUUUUCAAAUAGUGUGCCUUAAAAGUCAAAAUGUUGUUAUUAAUUUUAGUUGGUGCCAAAUGGGAGUUUUUAUAAAAGCAUAUAAAUCAUAAAUUUACUUAAUAAAAUUACAUAUUUCAAGUAAAAUUAAACAAUAUUUUCCAAAUUUCAAAAUAUUGUCUUAUUUUAAUGAAGGUUGCAUUCUUAGCUAGUGUUUAAAUAUUACUAAUAAUAAAAUUUUGAUAAUAAAACUUUUGUAUUUAAUAAUUCAAAAUAAAUUUUUUAUCCAAACUGCUGAAUGCACUUUAAAAUAAAACAUUUUGUCAUCAUUGAACUAACUAUAUAAGUCAUAAGUAAAUUUUAAAAUCAUGUUUGUAAAAGCAAAUUUCUUAAAAUACAAAUAUAGAAUUAUCGAAUUAUUUUGUUUAAACAAUUUGUGGAGGGGAUUUAUAAUUAUAAACAAACUUAAGUGAGAGAUACUAUAAAUUGUAAUUUUUUUUCCCUUCUGAAUAAAAAUAGUUAUAAUAUUUGAUGCAAUAGAAACUUGAUUCUUUUGUUUAUUUUAUAUUGUAUUCAUUUGGUAAAAAAAAAAUGAAUUUAUAAGGUGAAAAAUUCAGUGUCAUGCAGCUUUUAAUCUUAUAAAUUCAUUGUUUGCCAUGUGUUUAUUUUGUUGUGUGCAAAUAGAAAUCUUUAUUACUAAAUCAAUUUUCACUAGCAUAACACUGCUGCCAUCUGUUUUGUUUUUGCCCUGGAAUAUAUUACCUCAGGGACCAUAUUAGCUAAUUAUAGAAGAUUUAUAGUACCUGAAAUAAACAAGUUGGUUGCUUUGUUAUAUUAAGUGGAGUCACGUUUUUUCUAAUUUUACUAUAUAUAUAAUAUUCUUUUAAGAUGAAUUUUUUUUAAAUAUAUCUGUGUUCUUUUUCUUCGAAUGAGGUAAAGUAUUUUUGCAAAUUUGUUUUAUAAGAAAUGAACAAUAAGGUUUUAAAGGCAUAAAAUGUAAAUUAUCAGUUGAGGUAAUAAUUACUUCUAAUACCUUCUUGACAUUCUUGCUGUAACUUUUGUUCAUGUCUGUAAUAGGAAAAUUAUUAAAGCUGAUUUAGUUUAUUUUUAUAUGCCUUAGCUAUUAAGAUUUUUCAUGGCAUUUUUCCGCAAAAAUAUAAGCUAAAGAGAAUUAUUGCAAAUGCUACAAUAAUCUUAAAAAUUUAUUUAAAUGCUUUAAAUAUAAAUACUAGAUUUUUUUUAAAUAUGUUUGGUAUGUUUUUUAUUAAAGGUGCACAAGGUUUUUUUUUUUUUUUUUUUUCAUGUUUUAUUUUAAUGAAAUCUACUGAGUUUUCUUCCAAAAAUAAGAAAUUGCUUAUUAUCAUAUUGAACAAUUUGGAAUUCUUAUGUUAAAACUUAUGUUUAAUCAGAAUAUAUAAUAUAAUAAAUAGUACAAAAUAGUUAUGUUCCCCCCUGAUCAGUACAGUGUAUAAUAAUUUUUAAACAGUAUAUUUUAAUUUUUAAAAUGUUUCCGUGCUUUUGCCAAAUUUGUAAUUUUGAUUUUUUUCAAUUAAUGUACAAAAUUAAAUUAUUUUUAAAGUAUGUAGAGAGU
Argiope bruennichi is the source of this 3055-nucleotide messenger RNA. It is a transcript of the gene Nadk2, whose product is annotated as NAD kinase 2, mitochondrial-like. Gene Ontology annotation, molecular function: NAD+ kinase activity. Bases 38 to 1390 code for a protein of 450 amino acids. Lineage: Eukaryota; Metazoa; Arthropoda; Arachnida; Araneae; Araneidae. The transcript is spliced from 9 exons. Gene Ontology annotation, biological process: NADP+ biosynthetic process; NAD+ metabolic process. The record is from RefSeq and is a predicted model, not a curated record. Gene Ontology annotation, cellular component: mitochondrion.